Molecule: messenger RNA, 1618 nt
Organism: Setaria italica (foxtail millet)
Lineage: Eukaryota; Viridiplantae; Streptophyta; Magnoliopsida; Poales; Poaceae
Product: E3 ubiquitin-protein ligase PUB23
Exons: 1
Coding region: 163-1413 (416 amino acids)
Biological process (GO): protein ubiquitination
Molecular function (GO): ubiquitin protein ligase activity
Source: RefSeq, a predicted model, not a curated record
UCGUCUCCUGCUCAGCCCAUAUAUGUAUAAAGAGAACGCCAUUUUUCCCGAUCGAGCUCUUCUUUGUCCACUCGCCUGCAACAGCUCGACACUACCCAUCCGACAUCUGUUCUCAUCUUCUCCAUCUGUUCGGGCUUCAGCACCACCUCUAGCUAGUUAACCAUGGAGGAGGAGACGCAGCCGAAGGUGGAGGUGCCUUGCUACUUCUUGUGCCCCAUCUCCCUGCAGAUGAUGCGCGACCCCGUGACUCUCCCCAGCGGCAUCACCUACGAUCGCGACGGCAUCGAGCGGUGGCUGCUCACCGCCGGCACCUGCCCGCUCACCAAGCAGCCCGUGCCGGCCGACUGCGAGCCCACGCCCAACCACACGCUGCGCCGCCUCAUCCAGUCGUGGAGCGCGCUCCACGCCGCCGCGGGCGUCGAGCGCGUCCCGACGCCCAAGCCCCCCAUCGACCGCGCCCGUGUCGCCGAGCUGGUCUCGCGGAUCGCCGCCACCAGCAGGACAACGGCGCCGCAAGAGCUCCUCGCCGCGCUGCGCGAGCUCAGGGACGUGGUGGCCGAGAGCGAGAGGAACCGGAAGCUCGUCGCCGCCGUCCCCGCCGCGGUGGACGUUUUGGCGACCGUGUUCGUCGCGUCGGCGGCGACAAAGGCGGAAAGCGUUGCCGUCUGUGACGAGGCGCUCGAGAUCAUCUCCUCGCUCCAGCUCUCGGAACAGUGCCUGGCCCGUGUCAUCUUCGAGACGAACGAGGCGCUCGUCGAUGCGCUCGUCUCCGUUCUGCAGCGAUCCAACACGGCGUCCAGGGCGCACGCGGCGCUGAUUCUCCAGAACGUGACGGCCGCCAUGUCGCCGAGCAGGCUCGUGUCCCUGCCGGAGCAGGUGUUCGGGGAGGUGGUGCAGCUGAUCCGCGACGAGGUAUCCAAGGCUGCGACCAAGGCGGCGCUGCACGUGCUCGUGGGCACGACGUCGUGGGGCCGCAACCGCGUCAAGGCGGUGGACGCCGGCGCGGUGCCGGUGCUCGUGGACAUACUCCUGGACGCGCCGCAGCGGCGCGCGUGCGAGCUGGCGCUGGGCGCGCUGGACAGGCUGUGCGGGUGCGCGGAGGGUCGCGCCGCGCUGUUGGCGCACGGCGCCGGCGUGGCGACCGUCGGCUGGAAGGCCUUUAGGGUGUCGGACGUGGCCACCGACAAGGCGGUGCGGGUGCUGCGGUCGGUGGCGAGGCACGCGGCCACGCCGGCGGUGGUGCAGGAGAUGGCGCACACCGGCGUCGUGGGAACGCUCUGCGCGGUGGCGCUGUCGGAGUACUGCGCCGAGAGGACGAGGGAGCGGGCACGGGAGACGCUCCGGCGGCAUGCCAGGGCCUGGAGGACCUCGCCUUGCCUGCAUCACCACCUCCAGGCCAUGUACCCUUGCUAACACCCCACGCCAUUGGACGACUCUGAGCAAGGAAAUGCUAAGCCUGAGUGCAUCCGUCGCAGAGGAGUUGAGCUUUUCUUUUCUUUUUUUCAACCUGUCGAUCUGUUGGUGUAGUUCUAGCUGCUAAUUGAGGUGUACAAAGACGGGCAGAAUUAAAGUGGGAUCGAUAGAGGAGAAGAAUCGGCUCGAUCGAGUUUUUCUUAAU